CUAACGUUUAAUAAUUUGUUGUGAUAUGUGGAAUUCCUAGUUAUAAAUUAUAACCUAAAACAAUAAAUACAAAUAAAAUAUUUGAUGUAAAUAUUAAUUAUCAAUAAUGCGUCCAAAAAAAUUUUCAAUACCAUGGAAUCAGGAGGAAUCACCAGCAGCCGGAAAAGUGAUAAUUGUUUCAAUAAUUGGAAAAUCACAAUACCGUGCAAAAGGAUGUAAAUCAGAGAUGAUUGGUACCAAUCUUCUGGUAGAUCUUCUUGAUCACCCCACUGUUAAUGAUGACACGAUGUCUGAAAUUGAAGGUUAUCAUGAUGAAAAAGAACGAGUUAUUUAUUUACACUUGCGAGGGUUGCUGGAUAGUCAAACGUUGGUGUCACAAUAUGACAGUUUUAUAGAAAAAUCAGGAUGCAAAGAUUUUCUGAGUGCGUGGGCACUUAUGAGAGAAAAAUACGCCAAAGCUCUACUAGUUCUUUUUCAUAUAUCUCAUAUAGUUAUUGUCAGUCAUCCAACUCAUACGUUUGAUUACAGUUAUUUGCAUCUAUUUCGGGCUCUUGAUAAAAUUAGACAAAAAGUAUCAACACAAUUGUCUAGUUUACUUGGUACCAUAUCAGGACUACCAAAAAGCUGGGUGACUAAUUGCAGACCUUGUCCUCCCCGCGUCUUAUUUUAUUUUGAAACUGGUCCAGUUGAAUUGAAGCAAACACCAGAAAAUUUACCAAAUAUAAAACAACUGGAGCACUCUAUGGAAGAUCAAAUUUAUGAUAUCCUCAAAGAAAAUCAUGUUGUACAUAAUAUUAGUUCCUAUUGUCUCUUUGCUAUUCCAGCUAAUCAAGAAUUUGUUUAUAUUCACACUGGAUCCACUGAGUCUCGUGACAUGUACGGCUACAUGAUGAGAAAAUUAAUAGAUAGCUGUAAAAUCAGUUCCGGGUCAAAAAAUAAUACUAAUAAUAACAAUGUUAAUAAUAACAAUAAUAAUAAGAGUGAUAAAGGUGAAGGAAUUUUUAAUUUUGGAAUAAAUAAUGAGCUACGAUCAUUCAAAACGUUUUUACAUCAGCACGUCAAUCUAGCAUUCAGUAAAGGCUUUGAUGAUAACAGUAAAGUUGGACGUCACCCAGUUCCUUCAUAUUUUGAAAUACCAUCAGUCUCAUUAUUUACAAAAGUUGCCAAUGUAGUUUAUGAAUUUUUUAUGCACAGUACUGACAAAGAGCUGUCAGCUUUACACGGUCUGCUAAAUACAGACGUCAAAUUUAGUAAAAGUAGAUGUAGCAAAAUAUUACCACGUGCAUUACAAACUUAUCAAGAUAAUUUACCGCAACAUUAUGGCCGCGCUUAUCAUGAAAGUAAGCUGGCUCACGCGAUGGCGGUAUUUGAAAUGCAUGCACGUGGGCCACUUUAUGAUGAGUUUAGUGAAAAAUUACAGAUGGAGUGCGACAAACAUUGGCGAACUGGCAAACAAAUGUGUGAAGUUUUGUCACUGACUGGUAAUCCAUGUACUAAUCCACUGCAUAAAGGUGGCAGUGAAGGUGCAGGUGGCGGUGAACUUGUUGAUAAACGUGAGGAUGAAAAUGAAUUACCAAUUAUGGAACAUUGCAGUGGAGUUAGAUAUGUUUGUGCUUGUAAUUGUGGGCAAUGUCAAGGACCAAGAGAAGAUCCUUUUAAUUUACGACAUGCUAACUUUGAUUGGUUUCAAUUGAUGGCUAAACAAUGCGGCUGUUCGCAGUUAGAAAAAAUUGAAUUCCCUGUUUUUCAACCUAGUACUCAUAAUUUUAGGCCAGCACAACUUAUUCCAGGUGUUCCUAGAAAAGAUUCCUGUAGUCGAGUCGAUAUUUCAACCUCACAAAAUCAAACACUUGCGUGUGGAUCAACGGACAGUCCUUUACGUGAUAAUAUCGAAGGAUAUGAAAGUGGUGGACAAUCGCAAUUGGGAAGUGAUUCUGAGGGUGAAGAGACUCGAGAACUUGAUAGUAAAAUUAAUCUUACACCAAGUGAAGCUCAUAAAGUUGUCAUACAAGUAACUGACACUGACUCAGAGAAUACCAAAGAAAAAUCGUUAGUGAGACAACCAUCAACAACUGAAUAUCUACCAGGAAUGCUGCAUACUGAGUCACCAGCUGGUCUUUUACCUCAAUUUUCAAGCUGGUCACUUGUUUGUUUAGGUCCUAGUAGCUUGUACUCACACAAUCUUGGUCUUCAACAUCAAACUGGUAUUCUGGCUACAUCAGCAUUUUUACUGCCUUGGGAUGUAACAGUCAGACUUGAGCAUCAGAAAGAAAAAGGAUCGUUUUGGCCUAUGGUUGGUGACAAUCAUUCCUCUUACAAUUACAACAGUCGAGGAAAAAAUUAUCAAAAUUCAAAUGCACUCAAGUGCAGAAAGUCUAAAGGCGGGAAAGAAUUUGUUGUUAAAAUAUUUGUGGGCGUAGAGUACGAGUGUCCACGUGGUCAUCGAUUCAUGGCUUCUGCUCCUGAUAAAGUUCUUAAAGCAACUGGAAGUGGAAUAGUUAAAGACAGUGGAAACAAAGUAACUUCAAAUACUGCCGAUAUGCCGCUAUAUUUUCCUUGUCCUUGCAGGCAACCAAAACCAUUGAUUGCUCAAUUAAUGAGAAUCCAUGUUGUAACACCCAAAGCUCCUGUUCAUGUUACACUUAAUCCUAGAGUACAACCAGGACCACCACCUUGUCCUAUUUUUGUAACUGGUGCUGAAGAACCAAUCAAAUUAUCACAAAGCGCUUAUUGGGUUUUACGAUUGCCAUAUGUUUAUAUGGGGGAAAAAGGACCUUACCUUGUACCAAAAGAACCAGUUUCCAUUUCUCAUGGACGAUUACUUGCUGGAAUGUAUGGAAUCAGUGAAGUUGUUCCAGAAAAAAAACUUAAUGUAUAAUAUAGAAAUAUUUUUAUGGUUUGGGUGCUGAUAUAAUUUGAAAAAUGAAGCACCUGAUAAUUGUAAUGCCGCUGAUACUGUCCUGCGUCAGUGGAUCAUCACUGCUGAGUUGGUUUUGGGACAAACCAUCAGAAAACACCAACG
Messenger RNA from Microplitis mediator, 3022 nucleotides. RefSeq names its product nonsense-mediated mRNA decay factor SMG8. Gene Ontology annotation, biological process: nuclear-transcribed mRNA catabolic process, nonsense-mediated decay. The transcript has 9 exons. Lineage: Eukaryota; Metazoa; Arthropoda; Insecta; Hymenoptera; Braconidae. The record is from RefSeq and is a predicted model, not a curated record. The coding region runs from base 107 to 2878 and encodes 923 amino acids.